This is a messenger RNA of Mastomys coucha (southern multimammate mouse), 1135 nucleotides long. RefSeq names its product tear acid lipase-like protein. NCBI's taxonomy places the organism in Eukaryota, Metazoa, Chordata, Mammalia, Rodentia, Muridae. The coding region runs from base 1 to 1134 and encodes 377 amino acids. The record is from RefSeq and is a predicted model, not a curated record. The transcript has 10 exons. Gene Ontology annotation, molecular function: sterol ester esterase activity. Gene Ontology annotation, cellular component: intracellular membrane-bounded organelle. Gene Ontology annotation, biological process: sterol metabolic process.
AUGUGUUUUGUUCAUGCAAUUGGAAAAAUAAUUUGCCUUUUGGAAGCCAAACCGAAGAAUCCUGAAGCUGAUAUGAAUGUGAGUGAGAUAUGUUCCUACUGGGGCUAUGAAAGUGAAGAGCAUGAGGUUAUGACUAAGGAUGGUUAUCUUCUCUCAAUAUUCCGGAUUCAGCAUGGGAAGAAUGAGGGACAGGAUUCGUACAACACCUUCCUUCUGGCGGAUGCUGGUUUUGAGGUGUGGCUGGGGAACAGCAGGGGCACUAACAAUGCCAGGAAACAUGUGCGCUUAGACCCAGAUUCUAAAGAAUUCUGGGCUUUUAGUUUUGAUGAACAAAUAGCAUAUGACCUCCCAGCCAACAUUGAUUUCAUCUUGAACAAGACGGGACAAACACAACUUUACUAUAUUGGCCACUCCCAGGGCGUCUAUCUUGCCUAUGGGGCAUUUGCAACAAACCCACAGCUGGCCCAGAAGAUCAAGAUCAACUUUGCCCUGGGCCCUGUUGUGCUUACCAAGUUUCUGCAAGGUGUCUUUCGCACGAUUGCUUCUAGAACACACCAGAGGCACAUUAAUCGCCACGACAACCUUUGUGUUAGCUCUAAAGAUCAAGCUGUGUUUGGUGAAAAGGAUGUACUCAGCAGAUCAAAUUUAUAUUCUAUCCUUGAGUUCUUAUGCCAUCGGGAGAAAAUUGCAACAGCUUGUAAUAACUUUCUUACAGUGGGGUUUGGAUACGACCCCCAGAAUUUAAAUGAGAGUCGUUUUGAUGUUUAUACUGGACAUAUUCCAGCAGGAACUUCAGUUCGAUGUAUACUUCAUUUUUCUCAGGGAAUCAAAUCAGGUUUAUUCCAAGCAUAUAACUGGGGCAGUGAAUCCCUAAAUAUGCAGCACUACAAUCAGUCUACUCCUCCAAUAUACAAGAUAGAAGACAUGAAAGUUCAAACUGCUAUGUGGAGUGGGGGGCGAGAUCUUCUGGGAGAUCCAAUAGACGUUCAGAACCUGAUAGCCAAAACUCCCAAUCUACUUUAUCACAAGCAGAUUCCUCACUAUAAUCAUAUGGAUUUUAUAUUGGGUAAAGAUGUUGCUUCACAAGUUUACAAAGAAAUCAUUGAAUUCAUCAAUAAAGAUCAAUCAGAGUAAA